AUGCCAGCGGUAACUACGAAACCCACUAAGAAUCAACUGAAGAGAGCUAAGCGCAAAGCGAAAAAGAAUGAGUUGAAAUCUAGCACGAAUUCUCCGGCUCCUCAAGCCGAUCCGGAUGUUGCUGAGACGAAGGACGAGCAAAAUGGGACUCCAUCAGAGGCUCCUCCUCCUCCGGAGCGUAAGAACGAUGCGAGCGACCCUGAGAAUCUCUAUGAUUCCGUCGACCCCUUAUUUGAAAUGUAUAGAGACGUGAUCGGCAAGUUCGAGAAACGCGAAAACGAAGAGUCCGCAUCCAAAGAAAUUGACAAACCCGAGGUCUACUUCGAUGACGAUGAUGAUAUUCCUGAUGAGGAAGAGGAAGCUUCCGGGCCUAAAAUAUCGAAAAAGAAGCGAAAGGAAAUGAACAAACUGUCUGUUGCAGAGCUGAAGGCGCUGGUUCGGAAACCGGAAACAGUUGAAUGGACCGAUACGUCAGCAUCAGAUCCGCGUCUACUUGUGCACAUCAAGGCCUAUCGAAAUGUCGUUCCUGUACCAACUCACUGGUCAUUAAAACGGGAAUAUUUGUCGUCAAAAAGAGGUGUUGAGAAACCACCCUUUGCCUUGCCAAAAUUCAUACAGGAAACUGGAAUCGCUGAAAUGCGAGAUGCAGCUUUGGAAAAGCAGGAUCAAGCAACUCUCAAGCAAAAACAGCGCGAACGUGUACAGCCUAAGAUGGGGAAAUUGGAUAUUGACUAUCAGAAGCUCUACGAGGCCUUUUUCAGAUUUCAAACCAAACCAGAGCUGACUCGCUAUGGAGAAGUCUACUACGAAGGCAAAGAGUAUGAGACUAACCUACGACACCUCCGACCCGGCGAACUGAGCGAUGAGCUGAAAGAAGCACUCAAUAUCCCCCCCGGAGCGCCCCCACCAUGGCUAAUAAACCAGCAACGAUUCGGGCCUCCCCCGUCAUACCCUGCCCUGAAAAUUCCGGGUCUAAAUGCUCCACCCCCGCCCGGCGCAAUGUGGGGAUACCACCCUGGCGGAUAUGGGAAGCCUCCCGUCGAUGAACACAACCGGCCGUUGUACGGGGGUGAUAUUUUCGGUGUGUUGCAAACGCAGCAAAAUGUACAACAAGGGGAGCCAGUGGAGAAAGAACUUUGGGGAGAACUACAACCUCCAGAGGACGAGUCCGAAGAAGAAGAAAGCGAAGAGGAAGAGGAUGAGGGGGAAGAUGAAGAAGGUGGAACUGGGUUGCAGACCCCAAGUGGGUUGGAGACUCCUAGCGGGAUGGUUUCCACAGUCCCUUCGGAAUUCGGAGGUGCAGAGAGUGUCGUGGGCGAAUUCGAUGUCCGAAAGCAUCGCGGGACAGAAACUGAGGAAUCAGCGCAUCCUAGGUCUGCAUACCAGGUCAUCCCCGAGCACCAGACGCAAGUUCGGGGCUUUUUCGGUGGCGAUCGGGCUUAUGAUCUUAAAGCUGCACAGAGUAAUAUUCCGGUGCUUGGUGCAGAAGAUCAAAGUCGGAAAAGAAAGAAGCCUGGAGAUGUGGAUGUAUCCGUUGACCCUGAUGCGUUGCAUGAUGGAAUAAAUAAGGACAACUUGAAAGACCUCUAUGAAGCCCAGCGAAAACAGGAAAACAAUCCUAAUUGGGGAUUCCAGGAGGACCUGAGUGAUAUGAUUGCCAGCGAGAGCCGGAAGCGAUUAAAGAAAGAUGAAGAGCGGCGGGCCAAGCGGUAA
Messenger RNA from Blastomyces dermatitidis ER-3, 1713 nucleotides. Its product is annotated as splicing factor 3b. The record is from RefSeq and is a predicted model, not a curated record. The transcript has 2 exons. Gene Ontology annotation, biological process: mRNA splicing, via spliceosome. The coding region runs from base 1 to 1713 and encodes 570 amino acids. Gene Ontology annotation, cellular component: catalytic step 2 spliceosome; precatalytic spliceosome; U2 snRNP. Lineage: Eukaryota; Fungi; Ascomycota; Eurotiomycetes; Onygenales; Ajellomycetaceae.